GGCGGCCCGGCGCGGGGGGAGGGGGCCGCUGACCCGGAUGUUCACUCCUGGGCACCCGGGGAAGUGGAAGCGCCGGGCCCUGCUGCGGGGGGGAGAGCCACAGACGCCGGGACCGGGACCGCCGCCGCCGCCGCCACCAUGAGCGAUCAGCAGCUGGACUGUGCCUUGGACUUGAUGAGGCGCCUGCCUCCACAGCAAAUCGAGAAAAACCUCAGCGACCUGAUCGACCUGGUCCCCAGUCUGUGUGAAGAUCUCCUGUCUUCUGUUGACCAGCCCCUGAAAAUCGCCAGAGACAAGGUGGUGGGGAAGGAUUACCUUUUGUGUGACUACAACAGAGAUGGGGACUCGUACAGGUCACCAUGGAGUAACAAGUAUGACCCUCCUUUGGAAGACGGGGCCAUGCCUUCGGCUCGGCUGAGAAAGCUGGAGGUGGAAGCCAACAAUGCCUUUGACCAGUAUCGAGACCUGUAUUUUGAAGGCGGCGUCUCAUCUGUCUACCUCUGGGAUCUGGAUCAUGGUUUUGCUGGAGUGAUCCUCAUAAAGAAGGCUGGAGACGGAUCAAAGAAGAUCAAGGGCUGCUGGGACUCCAUCCACGUGGUGGAAGUGCAGGAGAAAUCCAGUGGUCGAACCGCCCAUUACAAGCUGACCUCCACGGUGAUGCUGUGGCUGCAGACCAACAAGUCGGGCUCUGGCACCAUGAACCUCGGAGGCAGCCUAACCAGACAGAUGGAGAAGGAUGAGACCGUGAGCGACUGCUCCCCACACAUAGCCAAUAUCGGGCGCCUGGUAGAGGACAUGGAAAAUAAAAUCAGAAGUACGCUGAAUGAGAUCUACUUUGGGAAAACAAAGGACAUCGUCAAUGGGCUGAGAUCUGUUGACGUAAUCCCCGACCACCCCAAGUUUCAGCAGCUGCAGAGGGAGCUUUCCCAAGUGCUGACCCAGCGCCAGAUCCACAUCCAGCCUGAUAACUAAGCCGACGCAGGUCUGUGCAGACUUUCGCAGACAAAUCAAAGCAAGAAGCUCUUAAGAACGACCUGGUGGAGGCCUUGAAGAGAAAGCAGCAGUGUUAAAGCCCUGCUCCACGCUAACUGGACACGCCAUGCGCUCGUUAGACCCCUUUCUUAGAAAACUCGUCUUCUGCUCCCCUCCCUCGCCCCUCGCCUCCCCCCCCAGGUCACGGAACAACGGCAUCACCAUCUCUCCCUGAGAAUAAAGCCCAGUAAACACCCUCCUGUCUCUGAGGCCUCCUUCCCACCACGUUUUGCCAUCAAAACUCUCCGUAUUUCCACAGAGACCGUGUGUUUUUUGUUUGCCCCGGCCCCCCGUCUGCCUCC
Lynx canadensis (Canada lynx) is the source of this 1334-nucleotide messenger RNA. RefSeq names its product capping actin protein of muscle Z-line subunit beta (gene CAPZB). Gene Ontology annotation, cellular component: F-actin capping protein complex; cytoplasm. Bases 139 to 972 code for a protein of 277 amino acids. The record is from RefSeq and is a predicted model, not a curated record. Gene Ontology annotation, molecular function: actin filament binding. Lineage: Eukaryota; Metazoa; Chordata; Mammalia; Carnivora; Felidae. Gene Ontology annotation, biological process: barbed-end actin filament capping; regulation of lamellipodium assembly; actin cytoskeleton organization. The transcript is spliced from 10 exons.